Molecule: messenger RNA, 1452 nt
Organism: Miscanthus lutarioriparius
Lineage: Eukaryota; Viridiplantae; Streptophyta; Magnoliopsida; Poales; Poaceae
Source: the annotation of a GenBank genome assembly
AUGGCCGGGGAGAAGGCACCGCGCGCGUUCUCCAUCGAGGAGCUUCCGGGCCACCUCAUCGGAGAGGUCCUGACCUCGGGCGGGCUCGCCGCCGCCGACCUCGCCAGGCUCGAGGCCACCUGCCGCGCGCUCAGGCCGCUCGCCGAGUACGCCGCGUCCAAGCUCUGCGCCGCGCGGGCCGCGUUCGCGGCCAUGGGGCCCGCCGCCCGGGGGGAGCUACUGGAGAGGUGCGGGGGAAGCUGGAAAAAGGUGCUCAGGUUCCUGCAGUCCGUCGAGCAGUCGUCAGGCACGGUCGAGACCUCAUCGGGCAGCAUGCAAGUAGCCACAGGAAGAUAUCACACACUUUUGGUCCAUGACUCUUCUGUCUAUUCUUGUGGGUCCAGCUUGUGUGGUGUGCUAGGUCAUGGCCCAGAUACUACACAGUGUGCGGCAUUCAGUCGGGUUUCGUUCCCAUCACUUUCUCGUGUUAUAAACAUCUCUGCUUCACACAAUCAUGCUGCUUUCGUUACAGAGUCUGGGGAGGUUUUCACCUGUGGUGAUAAUUCAUCAUUAUGCUGUGGUCAUGGCGAAGUGGGGAGAACUAUAUUUCGACCAAUGCAAGUAGAAGCUCUUAAAGGGAUUCCCUGCAAGCAGGUUGCUACUGGUCUAAGUUUUACUGUGAUUCUUACAAGGGAUGGACAAGUAUACACUUGUGGAAGUAAUACACAUGGCCAACUUGGUCAUGGUGACACCAUAGACAGGGCCACUCCAAAGCUUAUUGAGUUGUUUGAAGGCCCCACUCAGGUGGUGCAGAUUGCAGCCGGUGCAAGCUACACGUUUGCUGUAACAGAUGAUGGAACAGUUCAUUCCUUUGGGUCUUGCACUAAUUUCUGCCUUGGACAUGGGGAUCAGCACGACGAACUUCUCCCUCGUGCAGUCCAAUCAUUUAAGAGGAGGAACAUUCAUGUAGUCCGUGUUUCUGCUGGAGAUGAGCAUGCUGUGGCUCUUGAUGCACUAGGAUACGUUUAUACUUGGGGCAGAGGAUACUGUGGAGCCUUAGGUCAUGGUGAUGAGAAUGAUAAAACUAGCCCAGAGUUGAUCAGCAGCUUGAAGGGCCAAGUUGCUGUGCAGGUAUGUGCAAGGAAGAGAAAGACCUUUGUGCUCACAAACGAGGGCUCAGUCGUAGCAUUUGGAUGGAUGGGCUUUGGGAGUUUAGGGUUUUCUGACCGAGGAUCAUCGGACAAAGUAAUGAGGCCCCGCGUUCUUGAGAGCCUGCAGGAUCACUACGUUUCCCAAAUAAGCACUGGACUGUAUCACACUGUUGCAGUUACAAAUAAGGGCAUUGUAUUCGGGUUCGGGGACAAUGAACGAGCACAACUUGGGCAGGAGUACAUUCGUGGGUGUUUAAAACCUACUGAGAUAAUGUUCCAAAAGAGUAUGGAAGACAUACCAAUUGCGGCGCCUAGUGGUUAA